AUGAAUGAGUUCGUGUACAUUUUCAUCGUAUUUGCCCAUUUUGUCAUGAAUGUUUGGCACACACUGCCUCACCACGUUCAAAGAGUAUGUCCUAGGGAUUGUGAAGAUAAGGAUCCAGUUCAUAUGAUAAAAGGACUCAUUUUGGAAUGCUUCUUCGGGUCGAACGUGCUGCUGAACUUUGGCGCUCUGGGCUACAGCGAAUGCCGGGUUAACCUGAUACGCGGUGACUCUGACGUGGCGCGUUUCAUUAUUCAAGUACAAAUAAGGAAUCUGAGAAAGAUUCUUACGAUUGCUGCAAACCGAUUUCCUGCCAGAUUACACAUACAGCUGUCAGAGUUGGUGGGCAUCGCGAAGCCCAUAGCACUGCAAGUAGUUAAAUACAACACUAAUUUGUGGAGCGUGGCUGUCUGA
Messenger RNA from Babesia bigemina, 411 nucleotides. RefSeq lists its product as hypothetical. The record is from RefSeq and is a predicted model, not a curated record. The coding region runs from base 1 to 411 and encodes 136 amino acids. The transcript has 2 exons. Lineage: Eukaryota; Apicomplexa; Aconoidasida; Piroplasmida; Babesiidae.